Molecule: messenger RNA, 1287 nt
Organism: Blastocystis hominis
Lineage: Eukaryota; Bigyra; Opalinata; Blastocystidae
Exons: 2
Coding region: 97-1287 (396 amino acids)
Biological process (GO): intracellular glucose homeostasis; glycolytic process; glucose 6-phosphate metabolic process
Cellular component (GO): mitochondrion; cytosol
Molecular function (GO): mannokinase activity; D-glucose binding; ATP binding
Source: RefSeq, a predicted model, not a curated record
AUCUGCAGUAUGCCUUUAGAGCACAUGAAGAAGGUCGCUGCCUAUAUCCAAGACCAAAUGAUUAAGGGAUUGAAGGGAGAGCCUUCUGAUUUGAAGAUGCUUCCUUCCUUCGUGGACAGCGUUUGCACAGGAAUGGAGCAGGGAUUCGCCCUGGCUCUUGACAUGGGAGGCAGUAAUGUGCGAGUUACCGAGUACGAACUCAAAGGCAACGGCGUUCUUGACGUGGUGAAGGAAGUGAAGCACGCUUUUCCUCCAGAGUACAUGUCUGGAACCGCCGAUCAAGUUUUUGGCUUCUUGGCUGAUUGCGUGAAAGAAGCAGACCCAGCACCUGGAACAAAGCUGGGCUUCACCUUUUCGUUCCCUUCCGAGCAGACAGCCAUCAACCACUCGACGCUGGUCAUUUGGACCAAAGGAUUCUCAGCCAGCGGAUGCGUAGGCAAGGAUUCUGUGGAACUCUUGGAGAACGCCCUCCGCGACCGUGGCCUGGACCUCAAAGUGACUGCAAUCUGCAACGACACGGUGGGAACGCUUAUCUCGCGCUCCUACGGUGAUCCGCAAACCGCAGUGGGUAUCAUUCUGGGAACCGGCUGCAACGCGGCGUACAUCGAAGACGCAGCGCGAAUCACCAAAUGCGACCCUCAUUCCACCACAGGCAAGAUGAUCAUCAACAUGGAGUGUGGCGCGGUCGGCGACAAUCACCCUGAAAUUCUCCCAAUGACUCCAUUUGAUAUCGCGUUGGAUCCGCUGACUCCCAACGUCGGCCUGCAACACCUGGAGAAGAUGAUGUCUGGGUUUUAUCUGGGCGAGUUAAGCCGAAUGUGGGCAGUGCGCCUGUGGGAGGAAAAGAAAUUGUUUAAGAAUCACGAUGGCCAUUGCGCAUUCUUCACGAAGCACAUGUCGUUCGACUCGAAGUACUGCUCGCUGGUUUUGGGCGACAAUUCGGCGAAUUUGGAGGAGGUGAAUCGAAUUCUCACACAAUUCGAUGUGACUGGGUCCACAAAGGAGGAUCGGGAGAUGAUGCGGCGCAUUGUGUAUUUUAUUGUGCGUAGAUCCGCUCGACUCAUGGCCUCGUUCAUUUAUGCGAUUUAUAAUCACAUGGGAGAGGCGUACAAUGGAUGUACUGUGGGAGUGGACGGAAGUGUGUAUAAGUUCAUGCCAUAUUAUCAGGGAUGGGUGUUCGAGGCGUUGGAAGAGUUGGGAAGAAAGGAUAUUGAUAUUGGGUUGGCGGAUGAUGGGUCGUCGAUCGGUGCAGCACUUAUUGCUUUUAUGGUUAAGGAUAAUGCAUAA